AUGUCUGUUCUCUCAUUUUCGUCGUUUGGUGACCCAGAUUUUCAAAGGAAAGGUCGAAAGAUGAUGUUUUUCCAGACUGCUGCUCUUGUGCUGUUAUUAUUAGCGCUCGGACACGUGGAGACGUCAGGUGACGUUAUUGCAUUUAAUACAUACAUAACAAAAACCCUGCAUUUACAAGAGGGGACCCUCGCUGACGUUGUUUACGAUGGUUUGUAUUACAACCAUGGAAACGCGUACAAUCAGCAGACGGGUGUCUUCACAGCGCCAUCUAACGGGCUUUACGUGUUUACAUGGUCAAGUUGUGUAGCAGCGGGAAAGAUUUUUGACGUGGAACUCCUUCUCAAUGGCAAAAGAACAGGACUUGGAAACUGCAAUAAUGUUGGUGGUAAGGGAUAUGCAAACUGUUCAAAUACAUUUCCACUGGUUUUGAAAGCUGGGGAUAAGGUGAACAUCCGUACUACAAAACAUGCAGAUUAUCUGCACCAAGAUUUUUCCAGUUUUUCCGGAUGGAAAGUAUAAAGACAAUUAAAUACAAUUGUAUACUACACGUAUCAACGUAAUAAAGCAAAUUUAAAAAGCUA
This is a messenger RNA of Saccostrea cuccullata (small rock oyster), 581 nucleotides long. RefSeq lists its product as uncharacterized. Lineage: Eukaryota; Metazoa; Mollusca; Bivalvia; Ostreida; Ostreidae. The record is from RefSeq and is a predicted model, not a curated record. Gene Ontology annotation, molecular function: protein binding. The transcript is spliced from 3 exons. The coding region runs from base 1 to 519 and encodes 172 amino acids.